Molecule: messenger RNA, 1377 nt
Organism: Rotaria sordida
Lineage: Eukaryota; Metazoa; Rotifera; Eurotatoria; Philodinida; Philodinidae
Source: the annotation of a GenBank genome assembly
AUGACUCUGAUGCCUCCUAGAACAAGUCAAAACCCGACUUUUAUUCGCGAUUCCGAUAUUGGACUUUCGUCAACAACAAUAUCGGAGUCUCUUCGAACUUUUGAAGACAAACCUUUAGUUUCGCUUGAAGAAGCUGUUGAACCACUAAAGUUUGUGGUUGAAGAAGUGAACAACAUGAUUAUGAAUGUCAAAGCAAUAUGUUAUUCUCCGGCAAAUGGUCUUUCUAUCGAUGAAUCGGCUUCAAUUAUGUUAUACACGUUAGAUUGGACACCGAAAGAAAAAUCUUUCUAUUUCAUUUUAAACCAAACUCUUCGUUCUCAAACUGCAAAUUAUCAACUCUGGUAUCCUUAUCUUCGACUUUUUACUUCAUCUCUUGGAAAACUUCCACCUUUAAACAAUCUAACGAUAUAUCGAGGUAUUAAAGCGAAUGUUGGUAACGAAUAUCCAGUGCGAAAACGAUUCUAUUGUUCGACGUUUUUAUCGUGCUCAUCACAUAUUAACAUUAUUCAAGACUUUCUCGGUCAAACAGGACCUCGAACUCUAUUCACUAUCGAAUGUUAUAGUGGAAAAGAUAUUAGUCAACAUUCUUAUUUCAAUACAGAAAAGGAAAUUUUAAUUCCCAUUGAUAAAUAUUUCGAAGUUAUUAAUAAUGUCAAACAAGGAAAUGAAUUUCAUCUAAUUCAAUUAAAAGAAAUUGAACCUCCUCCAAUUAUGUCACUUCACAAUCGACAAUUAAUAGAUCGAAUUCGAAAUUGUUCAUUUCGUGUCGCAAUUGAUUUAAAAGAACAACAAUUAACUCUUGAAGAUAUGAAUAUUGUUGUCAACGAAGCCAUUAUCAAUAAACAAUGUACAGAACUUAAUUUACAAAAGAAUGCUAUUACAUCAGAAAGCAUUGUAAUUAUAGUUUCGGCAUUAGAAACUAAUUCUACAUUACAAAAACUUUGGCUCGAUAAUAAUUGUUUAUCUGAUAUGGGUGUUCAUUGUUUGGCAACGAUACUUUCAGUUAAUAAAUCGAUUUUGACAACUCUUGGUCUAAAUUCGAAUGGAAUUACAGAUGAAGGUGCAAAGAUUCUCGCCAAAAUGCUAAAAACAAACAAAACAUUAACUUAUCUUCGAUUAACUCAUAAUCAAAUUAGUAAUCAAGGAAUUCAAUUAUUAGCUGAUACUCUCACUCAUCAUAAUAAUACAUUGACACAAUUUGAUAUUUCGUCGAAUAAAUUAGUGAAUGAUUCAAGUAUUGAUUAUCUCAUUCAAAUGAUUAUACAUAAUCGAACAUUGUCAUCAUUGACCAUCUUAGAUUGUAGUCUAUCUGAAAAUGGUAAACAGAAAUUUCGAACAAUGGGACAAUCAAAAUACGGUUUCAAACUUUGUCUCUAA